ACAAGAUGGCGGCCUCCGAGGAAAGACAGCAUGGGUUGAAAUUCAAAAGAAAACGAAAGAAAUCUUUUCUUCAAAAUGCCAAAGGGUUUGGUAAAAAGGGAAAAUAUGGUCAUGGGACACAAUUGGACCAGGACACAUAUGAUUACUUCAUUCGUGUGUUAGAAUUGCUCAGAGGAGACUUUGACAAUCCUGAGGAUAAAGAAUCUCUGGUUAAAAAUGCGUUGGACCAAACUGAAGGGAGUGAGGUCGACCAGAGCAGUAAUCAAGUGGGAGCAAGAUUGAUCGAAGCUCUGAUUAAGCUGGCUCCUCCUUCAGCGUUACCACGAUUCAUGGAUAUAUUUGCAUCCAACUUAAGAGUUGUUGCAACUAAUAGAUUUGCAAGUCAUGUACUUCAAAGCUUAAUAGCAACUGUUUCAAAGUUUGCUCUAGAUAGAUUUAAUAAUAAGAAAACCACUGAAAAUUCUCUUGAAAGUUCUGAUGAAAAUUUAACUGAGGCAAUUGCAACUGAUUGGGUGAUUAAAAUAGCAAAGUUUGCUUUAAAUAAUUUAGAAGAGUUUUUGUGGGAUGAAUAUGCAAACCAUGUUAUCAGAACAGUACUACUUAGCCUAGCUGGUAUUCCACCCAGUGACACAGAUUCCAAUUGGGCCGCCAAUCAAAAACAAAAAGGCUCUGUACCAGCAGUGUUUUCAUCAUCAUUUUCAAAAACUGAAGAUGAACCAAAGGAAGAAGAUUUUCCACUUCCAAAAGGUUUCUCAGAUGUCUUGAAGGACUUCUUCAAACGCAUAUCUUCCCUUCCCCAAUUUUCUGAACUAGCUUAUAGCAACACUACUUCGGCCCUUCUUCAGACGUUGCUCACAGCCUUAUCAAAAGUCCAUCCAAAAUUAAAAAAGAAACUCAUCAAACAACUUAUUGAUCAAGCAUUUUGUACAAAGAUAACUGAGGAAGACGACAAGAAGGAUUCAGAGGAGACUCCAGGAAUAUCCCCUGUCUUUACCACUGAUGCAUCUAUAAGACUUUUAGAGGCAGCAUUAGAACACGCUUCGACAAAAUAUGUUACUCAAAUUUAUGCAAUGUGUUUUAUGGGUCAUCUCAUUGACUUGGCCACUGACUUAGCAACAAAUUUUUGUGUUCAGCGACUUUUAGCAAGCAUAAGUGAUAAGAAUGAGUUUGAAGCGCUGUUUGAUGAAAUUGCACCUGGAAUAGAUAAAAUUAUUGCCAGUGGUAAAAGUGGGGUAUUACUUGCACUCUGCCAAGCUUGCAAACGCUUAUCAGCAAAGCAAGGGCCAUUCAUUGAACAACUGAUGAAAGCACUGGACUGCUAUGAACCUGCAGAUCGUCGCCCCCUGAUCACACCUUUGUGUGUAAGGCUGUGCACCUUUGAAGCUUUUAAGACACCGGAAAAUGUCACACCUUCUGAACCUGUAGCAAAGGAUGGAGUGUCUAAGUCAAAAUUUAACCUUCAUGGCUCCCUUAUAGUUCAGAGUAUGCUUACUUUCAACAAACCAAUCAAGAUUGUUAACAGUUUACUAGAAAUGCCGGGUUCAGAACUAAAAACACUCAUGUGUGACACAAAAGGUUGUCAUAUAAUGGAUGCUUUUGUUAAAAGUGAAUUUGUUGGUGAGAAGAGCAGAGAACGUCUUCUUCACAGAUUAUUGGGAUCUUACGUUGCAUUAGCCUGCUCUAAACAUGGAUCUCGAGCGUUAGAAGCUUUAUAUGGUGUGUCCUCUUUGAAAAAUCAGAUGAAAAUUAUGGAAGAACUGGCUGGCAGGGAGAAUCUUGUGACAGGAACAGAUUCGGGUCGCAUAAUUGCUAACAAAUGGUCCCUAGAUUUGUUCCGCCAUAGAAGAAAUGAGUGGAAGCAGCUACAAUCUCGUAAAGAACGUACCAAGGACAUGUUUGCAGAUAUUAUAGGACCAUCUAAAUCAUAGUUCUUACCCUUUAUAAAUGUUAUAGCAAAUAAACUUCUACUAAAAAUAAA
Frankliniella occidentalis (western flower thrips) is the source of this 1978-nucleotide messenger RNA. Its product is annotated as nucleolar protein 9. Gene Ontology annotation, molecular function: RNA binding. The coding region runs from base 6 to 1928 and encodes 640 amino acids. NCBI's taxonomy places the organism in Eukaryota, Metazoa, Arthropoda, Insecta, Thysanoptera, Thripidae. Gene Ontology annotation, cellular component: nucleolus; 90S preribosome; preribosome, small subunit precursor. Gene Ontology annotation, biological process: endonucleolytic cleavage in ITS1 to separate SSU-rRNA from 5.8S rRNA and LSU-rRNA from tricistronic rRNA transcript (SSU-rRNA, 5.8S rRNA, LSU-rRNA); endonucleolytic cleavage in 5'-ETS of tricistronic rRNA transcript (SSU-rRNA, 5.8S rRNA, LSU-rRNA); endonucleolytic cleavage to generate mature 5'-end of SSU-rRNA from (SSU-rRNA, 5.8S rRNA, LSU-rRNA). The record is from RefSeq and is a predicted model, not a curated record. The transcript has 9 exons.